Molecule: messenger RNA, 1260 nt
Organism: Rotaria socialis
Lineage: Eukaryota; Metazoa; Rotifera; Eurotatoria; Philodinida; Philodinidae
Source: the annotation of a GenBank genome assembly
AUGAUUAUCGGAACGCAAAACGUGCGCACAUGUGCACUUAUGUUCAUUGUACUUAUUUACUUGAUGUUUGGUGCUGCUGUUUUUAAUGCUUUGGAAUCAAAAGAAGAAGCCCGUCAACGUGCUAUACUUAGACUUCGAAUGGCUCGUAUUCUAUAUAAGAAUGAUACAAUUCAGAACGAGUCAAUUUUUAAUAGUUUAACAACAGCCAUAUUUGAAAAUCGACAUGUACGCAGUGGUACAGCAAAACAAUGGACAUUUCCUGGUGCUUUCUAUUUUUCGACACUUGUCGUUACUUUAAUUGGUUAUGGCCAUACAACACCAAAAACAAAGGGAGGAAAAAUAUUCUGUAUGAUCUAUACAGUUGCUGGAGUACCUCUCAAUUUGAUUAUGUUUCAAUCAGUGGGCGAACGAUUGAAUGCUAUUAUCUCAUUUGUAUUAUCACGUCUUAAACGUUUAUUCGGUUUCCGUCGUCAUAAAGUAUCCGGUUUUGAGUUGAUUGCUGUUGAAUUCGGCAUGACAACAAUACUUGUGCUCGGUGGUUCAUUUAUUUUUUGUAAACAAGAAAGAUGGUCAUAUUUUGAAUCAAUUUAUUAUUCUCUUGUUACAUUUUGGACAAUUGGUUUUGGUGAUCUUGUUCCAAUGGCUAGUGUACAACGUACUGGUCAUUCACUCUACUCUCGUUGGGGAUAUUUCAUCUAUACAAUAUCAUUUAUUUUAUUUGGUCUCGCAAUAAUGGCUUCGUCUUUGAAUCUAUUGGUACUUCGUCUAGCUCAGUUUCAUUCCGAAAAUGGUAUUGGCGGAAUAUCAGACGUUCUCGGUCGAAACGAAGAAGAUCUUAUAGCUGCUGCUAUUGCUGAACAUCGUGCAUCUAUAAGUAUUCAACAACGUAAUCGUAUCUGUUCGAAUGUGGGUCUAAUACAACAACAGAAAGCAUUGUCAUCCUAUUUACCGAUAAAAACGUAUUCAUGGUGGUCAUUGUCAUCAUCGAGUUCUAAAUCAGAUUCUAGUAAAAAUCCACAAGUAGAGACCGCUUGCUGCUCAGGAUAUUCUCUCAUCAAUUGUAGAAAACGUAAACGACGACAUUGGCAACUACGUCGAUCGCCUCAAAAUAUAAAACACUUAUGUUAUUUCAAUCAAAUGUUAGAAAAUCAUAAACUGGCAUUCGUACGAAAACAAUUGAUGCCUAAUCGAUAUAAUCAUCAAAUGACAAAUCACAUAUCAGAAGAAAAUACGCAGAAACAACAUAGAAUAUCAAUUUAA